CAGUUUUGCUGCACAAGCUUCAUAAUGGCUGAUGGUCAAUUGAUGGAGAGGCCCAUUGAGCUUGAGGAGAUCCAUGUCUUGAAAGCUGAAUUGCAGGAGCUUCGAAAGGACUGCGGUCAGUUGGACGCAGAGCUGAGGAGCAGCAAACGAAGUCUGAAUUCUGCAAAGGUUCGACAUGGAGAGUUGAAGAAGAAGGUUCAACUCCGAGAAGCUGAGAACAAUCAGAUUUCAGAGAAGCUUGGGAGUGCAGAGAAGGAGUUUAUGGAACUCCAGCAAUGGCGACAGAAGGCCAAACAGCAGGUGCAACAAGUCAAAGAUUUGCAGGAAGGCAUUGAGAAGGAACAGCAGGACAGCGAUGCACACAUUGCAGAGCUCAGGGAAGUCGUGGAGCGGAAGGGUAGACCAAAGACAGCCAAGGCGCUGGAAGCAGAGGAGGCUCAUGGCCGUCGAGAAGCCUUGGAUGACCAUUGUGGACGGUUACAGAUUCUGCGGGACUACAUCAAGGGUGCCCUGCCUCAAAUGGACCCAGAUGAGCUGCACGAACUUUUAAAGAGCCGAGAGCCUGAAGAGGAUGAUUGGAAACCUCAAGAUCCGGAGUCACUGGAUGCAUCGGCAGAUCGGAUUAUUGCAGAGCUGCAGAAGCAGCACGACAAGUUUAUCAAAGAGUUGGUCGACAAGUUCAAUAGUAUUAUCGAUAAAAAGAACAACAACUUGAAGAGGAUCAACAAAGGCUUGUUCAUUUCGAGCCUUCUCCGACCUGAGAAAUGCGCCCUCUCCGAGCAUGCGACGAUCCGAGAGAUCUUGGAUGAUGCUGCGGCGCUGUGUCGAGUUCGUUGUGCGCAGAAUGCCCGCUUUCCCAAGGAGACCAUCAGGAUGGGAGGAUCUGGCGAGUCGGAAGGUUCAGAAGAUCAAUGAUUGAGACAAAGGUCUCUGUCAAUCUGAGCCGCCGCGUGCGGUCCAUGUUUCACCUAGAAUCACGGGAGCGAAGUCAAAGAA
Messenger RNA from Cladocopium goreaui, 996 nucleotides. The record is from the annotation of a GenBank genome assembly. Lineage: Eukaryota; Dinophyceae; Suessiales; Symbiodiniaceae.